CAAAAACAACAGUAGCAAUGUCGAUUUCUGUUAGUCCUCAAAAUGAAGCUUCUAAAUUGGAGAGAUUAGGAGCUCAUUCUCAUAUUAAAGGAAUUGGCCUAAAUGAUAAUCUGGAGCCCAAAGAAUCGAGUGAUGGAAUGGUGGGUCAGGUGAAGGCUCGUCGGGCUGCGGGUGUUAUUCUUCGAAUGAUUCAAGAAGGUAAAAUUGCAGGUCGCUCUAUACUAAUGGCUGGACCACCAUCAACCGGUAAGACAGCUAUCGCAAUGGCUAUGUCUCAGACUCUUGGUUCAGACACUCCGUUCGUCUCUCUUUCUGCCAGUGAAGUUUACUCCUUGGAAAUGUCAAAGACUGAAGCUUUACUGCAAGCACUACGGAAAAGUAUUGGCGUUCGCAUCAAAGAAGAAACGGAGAUAAUUGAAGGUGAAGUCGUAGAGAUUCAAAUUGAUCGCUCGAUAACUGGUGGAAAUAAGCAAGGUAAACUUACAAUCCGUACUACGGAUAUGGAAACGGUAUAUGAUUUGGGUACAAAAAUGAUUGAUGCUUUGACAAAAGACAAGGUUUUGGCUGGUGAUGUUGUAACGAUUGACAAGUCUAUGGGUAAAGUCACUAAAUUAGGUCGUUCAUUCACAAGGGCUCGCGACUACGACGCUAUGGGAGCGGACACUCGUUUUGUUCAAUGCCCUCAAGGCGAAAUCCAAAAGAGAAAGGAAAUAGUUCAUACUGUUUCCCUGCAUGAUAUUGAUGUCAUUAACUCUCGAACUCAAGGAUUUUUGGCUUUGUUCGCUGGUGAUACCGGUGAGAUUAAACCAGAGGUCCGUGAACAAAUUAACACCAAAGUUAGCGAAUGGAGAGAAGAAGGAAAAGCCGAAAUUUCUCCUGGCGUUUUGUUUGUAGAUGAAGUUCAUAUGCUUGAUAUUGAAUGCUUCUCAUUUUUUAACCGUGCUUUGGAAGAUGAACUUGCUCCUAUUGUUAUCAUGGCCUCAAAUCGAGGAAUUACCCGGAUCCGUGGCACUAACUACCGUUCUCCUCAUGGUAUUCCUGUCGAUUACCUAGACAGAAUGCUAAUUAUUUCGACCCAACCUUACUCUCAUGAGGAAGUAAAGGAAAUUUUGCGGAUUCGUUGCCAAGAGGAAGACGUUGACAUGGCACCUGAAGCUUUGGAUUAUUUAGCAUCUAUUGGACGUGAAGCUAGUCUACGAUAUGCAUUACUUCUCAUCUCCUCAUCUAAUCAAGUUGCUCUCAAGCGCAAAAGUGCUACCAUCGAGGAGUUAGAUAUUAAGCGUGUUUACGAACUUUUCUUAGAUCAAAAACGAAGCGUUAAGUAUUUGGAAGAGUAUGAAAAAAAUUAUGUUGCUGAAAAUGAAUGGCCUGCCCCUGCUUCUGAAGAUGUCGCGGCCAUGCAAGAAGACUAAAUCCGUUAAUGUUUCUUUUUUUUUGAAUUUUCUUUCAUAUACUUUAUACUUAGAAGAUUGGAGAAUGAUGAAAAAUGUAUUUAAUAGAAUAGGGAAUCUGUAUCAACUCAUUGUUGCAAAAUGAAUUCAUGAAAACAAAAUGCGUUUUGUAGGGACAUAGCUGAAGUGUUAUAGAAGACUAGUCAUGAAACAAAAAUAAAAAUAAAAAUUUCAGGUUGAGUUUUCACUCAAGUAGGAAACGUUUUGCGG
Messenger RNA from Schizosaccharomyces cryophilus OY26, 1661 nucleotides. Its product is annotated as AAA family ATPase Rvb2. Gene Ontology annotation, biological process: chromatin remodeling; regulation of transcription by RNA polymerase II; box C/D snoRNP assembly. Gene Ontology annotation, cellular component: R2TP complex; Swr1 complex; NuA4 histone acetyltransferase complex. Gene Ontology annotation, molecular function: ATP hydrolysis activity; DNA helicase activity; ATP binding. The coding region runs from base 18 to 1412 and encodes 464 amino acids. The record is from RefSeq and is a predicted model, not a curated record. Lineage: Eukaryota; Fungi; Ascomycota; Schizosaccharomycetes; Schizosaccharomycetales; Schizosaccharomycetaceae. The transcript is spliced from 2 exons.